AGCCUAUCACUUUAAUUUUUUUAUUUUAAUUUUAUUGAUCAUCGGCCUUCUUCCCCAUGCCUAUGCUUCUUCCCAAAACAAACCCGCCAUCACCAUCAUCUCUUCGUCUCUUCUCCCACACACUCACGAGCUUGAAUCUAGAUCUGUCUCCAUUGUUGUUGUCUUGCACCGAAUUUGUUUAUCAUCUUCCAAAGCCACUCUGUCUCGCUUGUUGUCCCGCUCAUCGAACUCGGUCUCUGCUCAGAGUAUAAGACUUCAAAUUCGCACUCUACGGCUGCGUAUUGCCAGAGAUUCCGGAUAAGUUCACUCCACAGGCUCCGGUCACACAAUCGUCGCCGAAAAUGCGAAGGCCGGGGCAUCGGCACCAGCUGAAGCAGCAGCUGGGAGUAGGAGUUAAGGGAAUGUUUGGAAGGCUCACAGCUGUGGCCAUUGUGGUUGUGAUCUGUAUGGUCAUGCUUUUCUCUGCUCCCAUGACAAGUAACGACAAUUCUCCAUCUGAUAUUGAUGUGAAGGCACUUUGGGAAACUGCUGCUUCUGAUGGUUGGAGGCCAUCAUCUGCUCCACGAUCUGAUUGGCCUCCCCCUCCUGUUGAGACCACUGGAUAUCUGCGUGUUCGCUGCAAUGGUGGUCUGAAUCAGCAACGCAGUGCGAUUUGUAAUGCAGUUCUUGCUGCAAGAAUUAUGAACGCUACUCUUGUGCUGCCUGAGUUGGAUGCAAACUCCUUCUGGCAUGAUGACAGUGGUUUUCGUGGUAUCUAUGACGUUGAGCAUUUUAUCAGCACAUUGAGGUUUGAUGUAAAAGUUGUGGAGAGCAUUCCUGAAAUUCAUAAAAAAGGGAAAACUAAGAAAAUAAAAGCUUUUCAGCUUCGGCCACCUAGAGAUGCUCCCAUCAGUUGGUACACAACAGUUGCUAUGGAGAAGAUGAAGGAACAUGGUGCUAUUUAUCUUACUCCUUUUUCACAUCGUCUGGCAGAAGAGAUUGACAAUGCAGAGUUCCAGCGGCUGAGGUGUAGGGUUAACUAUCAUGCCCUUAGGUUUAAGCCACAUAUUGUGGAAUUAAGUACUGCAAUAGUCAAUAGACUUCGUACACAAGGCCACUUUAUGUCAAUACAUCUUCGGUUUGAGAUGGAUAUGCUGGCAUUUGCUGGGUGCUUAGACAUAUUUACUCCUGAAGAGCAAAAAAUCCUGACGAAGUAUAGGAAGGAAAAUUUUGCAGAGAAGAGACUUGUUUAUAGUGAAAGACGGGCAAUUGGAAAAUGCCCGCUAACUCCAGAAGAGGUUGGUCUGAUCCUGCGUGCAAUUGGGUUUGACAACUCAACUAGGAUAUACCUUGCGGCAGGUGAUCUAUUUGGUGGUGAGAGAUUCAUGAAACCCUUUAGAUCCUUGUUUCCACACCUGGAGAAUCAUAGCACAGUGGAUACCUCAGGUGAGCUAGCAAAGAACAACAGAGGAUUGCUAGGUUCUGCUGUGGAUUACAUGGUUUGUCUCCUAUCCGAUGUUUUCAUGCCAACCUAUGAUGGACCAAGCAACUUUGCAAACAACCUCCUCGGGCACAGACUAUACUAUGGUUUCCGCACAACAAUAAGACCAGAUAGGAAAGGUCUUGCCCCUAUUUUUAUUGAUCGAGAAAAGGGGCACACAAAGGGUUUUGAAGAAGCAGUUAGGCGCGUCAUGUUAAAAACAAACUUUGGUGGACCACAUAAGCGGAUUUCACCUGAAUCUUUCUAUACAAAUUCCUGGCCCGAAUGUUUUUGCCAGAAAUCAGCCCUUGACCCUGCUCAUAAAUGCCCACGGGAUGACGUUUUGAAUAUCCUAGAGAGUAGAUUGGAGGGUGAAGGAAUCAAUUCAUCAAACGAGACCUCACUGGCAGAUAGAUAGGCUAAGCUUAUUGUGAGCUCCCAGAUGGUGAUUACGGUACACGAUGUUGAGAAAUGAGCUUGUUUUUGUUAUAUAGGUUGAAUUUACACUUUACAGGCAUAACUUCUAAUCCUAGCCCCCCCUGAUUAAACAUUAUUAUCCCAUCACUUGGGGAAAUUCAUUAAUCAUAGGACAAUUUGCAUGAGUUAAACAUAACAAGAAAUUUCUCAUUGUGUGCA
Molecule: messenger RNA, 2095 nt
Organism: Ipomoea triloba (trilobed morning glory)
Lineage: Eukaryota; Viridiplantae; Streptophyta; Magnoliopsida; Solanales; Convolvulaceae
Product: O-fucosyltransferase 1
Exons: 9
Coding region: 342-1877 (511 amino acids)
Cellular component (GO): cytoplasm; endosome; trans-Golgi network
Source: RefSeq, a predicted model, not a curated record